Molecule: messenger RNA, 1350 nt
Organism: Syngnathoides biaculeatus (alligator pipefish)
Lineage: Eukaryota; Metazoa; Chordata; Actinopteri; Syngnathiformes; Syngnathidae
Product: COUP transcription factor 2-like
Exons: 3
Coding region: 13-1281 (422 amino acids)
Biological process (GO): cell differentiation; negative regulation of transcription by RNA polymerase II; anatomical structure development
Molecular function (GO): zinc ion binding; RNA polymerase II cis-regulatory region sequence-specific DNA binding; retinoic acid binding
Source: RefSeq, a predicted model, not a curated record
UGAGCGACGGACAUGGCGAUGGUGGCGUGGAGGAACCCCGAGGAGGGGACGCUCUCUUCUCCGGUUUCGCACGUUGCUCUGCCCGUGCACAUGAACCCACCGCCGGCCUCCCUGGAGAUGCCCCCGGCAGCAGCGCCACCCAACACCACCAGCAGUACUACUAACAACAACAACAGUUCUUCGUCCUCGUCGUCCUCAUCGUCGUCCUCAUCGUCAUCAUCCGACAAGCAGGCGAGCUCGCACAUCGAGUGCAUCGUUUGCGGCGACAAAUCGAGCGGGAAGCACUACGGCCAGUUCACCUGCGAGGGCUGCAAAAGCUUCUUCAAGCGCAGCGUGCGCCGCAACCUGAGCUAUACUUGCCGGGCCAGCCGAACUUGCCCCGUCGACCAGCACCACCGCAACCAGUGCCAAUACUGCCGUCUCAAGAAGUGCCUCAAAGUAGGCAUGAGGAGGGAAGGUACGCGCCAGCCGCCCCCGGCGGUGCAGCGAGGCCGCCUCCCCCCGGCACAGUCGUUUCACGGCCAGUUCUCUCUCAGCACGGGCGAGCCCUUACAGUGCCACUCUUACCUGUCAGGUUACAUCUCGCUGCUACUGCGGGCCGAGCCCUACGCGACGUCGCGCUUCGGCUCCCAGUGCCUGCAGGGGGGCGGCGCGGUGGGCAUCGAGAACAUCUGCGAGCUGGCGGCGCGCAUGCUGUUCAGCGCCGUGGAGUGGGCCCGCAACAUUCCAUUCUUCCCGGACCUGCAGGUGUCCGACCAGGUCGCUCUGCUGCGGCUUACCUGGAGCGAGCUGUUCGUGCUCAACGCGGCCCAGUGCGCCAUGCCGGUGCACGUGGCGCCGCUGCUGGCCGCCGCCGGCCUGCACGCAGCCCCCAUGUCGGCCGAGCGCGUGGUGGCCUUCAUGGACCAUAUUCGCGUCUUCCAGGAGCAGGUGGAGAAGCUGAAGACGUUGCACGUGGACUCGGCGGAGUACUCGUGCCUCAAGGCAGUCGUGCUGUUCACCACAGAUGCGUGCGGCUUGUCGGAUGCGGUGCACGUGGAGGGCCUGCAGGAGAAGUCGCAGUGCGCACUUGAGGAGUACGUUCGCAGCCAGUACCCCAACCAGCCCAGCCGCUUCGGUCGCCUGCUGCUGCGUCUGCCGUCUCUGCGCUCUGUGUCGUCGGCCGUCAUCGAGCAGCUGUUCUUCGUGCGCUUGGUGGGCAAGACGCCCAUUGAGACCCUCAUCCGUGACAUGCUGCUGUCGGGCAGCAGCUUCAACUGGCCUUAUGUGCCCGUCCAGUAGCGCCCCCUGUGGCGGGAGAGCGGCUGAGCUGAGGUCAAAUCUUCUCCAGGACAAAUUUACGCGGCCCCA